AUGGUUUCAGCCUUGGUCAGUGGAGGACCAGUCUCAUUAUUCUAUGGGUUCAUUGUGGCCUUUAUUGGUGCUGUAGCAACUGCUGCAUCACUGGGUGAAAUGACUUCAAUGUACCCUACUGCCGGUGGACAAUACCAUUUCAUCGCAAAGCUCGCCCCGAAGAAAUGGCAGUACCUCCUCAGUUGGCUCACAGGCUGGAUAGGCACCUUUGGCUGGGUUGCAUUCACAGCCAGUGCACCCUUCCUGGCUGCGACAAUGAUCCAAGGCCUGAUCACCCUCAACUCCGACUCCUAUGUCUACCAACGAUGGCACGGAACAAUGAUAUAUUGGGCGCUAUUGAUGGGAUCAGGGGCGAUGAACAUCUGGGGGAAUCGCCUGAUGGCGUUAAUUGAGAAUGCCUCUCUUAUCAUUCAUAUUGUUGCAUUCGUCGUGGUCUUCAUCGUCAUGUGGGUGUGUGCUCCAAUCAAACACUCCGCCAGCUUUGUGUUUACCUUGUUCGAAAACAACUCGGGUUGGUCGAGUGAUGGUGUUUCUUGGAGUAUUGGAAUGCUUUCAAGUUGCUAUGUGUUAGCCGGAUAUGAUGGUGCAAUCCAUCUCUGCGAAGAAAUGCUGAACCCAGCGGUUUCUGUCCCAUGGUGUAUGCUUGGAUCUCUUGCUGUCAAUGGAAUUAUGGGGUUUGCAUUUUUGUUGGCAAUUCUGUUUUGUAUGGGUGACAUGACCACCGCGCUCAACUCUGCUACCGGGUUUCCCAUUAUUGAAAUCUUCAGGAGUGUUACUGGUAGUCCAGCUGCUGCCACUGCCAUGACUUGCACGCUCAUUGUGACAGCUGCUUUGGCUACUAUCCCGCUGAUAGCCUCAACAGCACGUAUGCUUUGGUGCUUGGCUCGUGAUAAAGCCUUUCCCUUCUCGAGACAACUAUCAAAGGUGAGCAAGAAAGAUCGCGUUCCCAUCUGGUCGGUAGCAGCCGUCUCUGUAUUCCUUUUCAUCCUGGGCUUCGUCAACAUUGGCUCGACAACGGCAUUCAACGCCAUCCUCUCUCUUGCAGUCUUCGGACUGCAUGUUUCAUACAUGCUGCCAGUUAUUUUCAUGCUUUGGCGCCGUCUAUGCACGCCAGAGAUCUUGACCUAUGGGCCAUGGAAGCUUGGAGCCUUUGGCAUACCGGUCAAUAUCAUCUCCUUGAUUUAUCUGGGAUUCACGUGUAUCUUCAUGCUGUUCCCUUCAUACCAGCCUGUCACACCUGUGAACAUGAAUUACGCGUCUCUCAUCUUUGGUGUGGUUUUAAUCUUUAGCAUGAUUUACUGGGUUUGGAAAGGUCGGAAAGUAUAUGAAGGGCCGAUUAUGGGUGGCUCUGGUCACUGA
This is a messenger RNA of Penicillium antarcticum, 1359 nucleotides long. Its product is annotated as putative GABA permease. Gene Ontology annotation, molecular function: transmembrane transporter activity. Gene Ontology annotation, biological process: transmembrane transport. The record is from RefSeq and is a predicted model, not a curated record. The transcript has 6 exons. Gene Ontology annotation, cellular component: membrane. NCBI's taxonomy places the organism in Eukaryota, Fungi, Ascomycota, Eurotiomycetes, Eurotiales, Aspergillaceae. Bases 1 to 1359 code for a protein of 452 amino acids.